Portunus trituberculatus (swimming crab) is the source of this 2660-nucleotide messenger RNA. Its product is annotated as carbohydrate sulfotransferase 11-like. Gene Ontology annotation, biological process: carbohydrate biosynthetic process. Gene Ontology annotation, molecular function: sulfotransferase activity. The record is from RefSeq and is a predicted model, not a curated record. Lineage: Eukaryota; Metazoa; Arthropoda; Malacostraca; Decapoda; Portunidae. Gene Ontology annotation, cellular component: membrane. The transcript is spliced from 6 exons. Bases 156 to 1079 code for a protein of 307 amino acids.
UUCUGAGGGGCGGAGCUGGAGCGCUAGAGCUGCGCAGGUUACUUACCAUCACAGAAUUUUUUAUUCAGUUUUCCCCGAGGCUUAGGACUGGAAGCAACUACAGAAUACAGCGAGAAACGUGAAUGUUGAGUUAGGUGGCGUCGUGCAGUAUCAACAUGGGGAUGUUACUCCGGUUUGUCAGCAGCUGGUUCCCAAUGAAGGUGUUGACAGCGACGCUGCUGCUUCUCUGUGCUGGCCUCUUAAUUUCUUGGAAUAUGGAAUAUAAGAACAUCGAGUGGAAUGCGAAGAACGCCAAGACACGAAGUGACAUCUUACUGCAGCAAGUAAGGGAGACCUGCGCCACGAUGCGAUUCCCAAACACGCUGGCCAACACCGCUAUUCGCCACAUGGUUUACGACGACAAGAGGAAGGUGAUCUAUUGCUUCAUUCCCAAGGUGGCGAGCACGAGCUGGAAAAGAGUGUUCCUGCUACUGACACAAGAACCCAAACGAAACGUGUCCAAAAUGAGCAGGCAAGCCGUACAUGGUAGCCUUCCAUUUCUCUCCUCCGACAUGAAUAAGGAAGAGAAACUGAGAACGUACAAGAAGUUUAUGGUGGUGCGUCAUCCUUUCGAGCGGAUUCUGUCAGCUUACAGGGACAAGCUAGAGGACUGGGAGCUUGCUGAUGGCGCAUUCCCUAGAAAGGUCAAGAAACGAAUAGAGAGGUACAGGGACAACCCAAACAAGAAGCCGGACGACAACAUCACCUUCACGGAGUUCAUUCGCUUCAUCUCCGAGCCAGGAAAAGUCGUUCCGGAGCAGCGAGAUGAACACUGGUUACCGAUGCAUGAAUUAUGUCAUCCUUGCUCUGUUCAAUAUGACUUCAUCAGCAAGUAUGAAAACCUGCAAGAGGACUCUGACUACCUACUCAACUGGAUGGACGCGACAGAUCCGAAGUACAAGUUUCCUCGACCAUCCAGAGCCUUCCACGCCAACCGCUACGACCCAAAAUACUUCGGGAAGCUCAGCCACGAGGAAAUUAAGGCCUUCUACGCUAAAUACAUGCCAGACUUCCUCCUAUUCAACUACGAUUUCCUGUGAUCUCUUUAAGGCUUAAUUAAUCAAUAUGUCAUGUCAUUAGGUGUGAGGAGAUGGUGGUGGUGCAGGUCGCUAGUGCCUUCGUAGUAACGGCCAUAUUCAGAAAUGCCUUGCUUUCUCACCACGGCAAUUUUUCAAGUCCCCAUAGACAACUAGCCGGGUUUCAAGACAGUUUCUCCUUAUGAUCAACUAGAAAUUUUGCUAAUCCAUCACCGGAACCAUAAAAACACCCUUAAAAACGUGACAAUCUCAACUAAACCUUUUAGAAAUAGUCGUCGUGAGAGAGCAAUGCGUUUUCUGAAUACGGGCGUGAAUGUUGUGCUCAAGUAGGAACAUACAAAGCAAUGAAAAGGAAAACAAACUAUCAGGAUGCUCGAUGACGGAAUUAUGAAUGUAAAUGUGAUAAGUUUCCACGACAGGAAGAUUUUAUGGGACUGAGUUUGAUUCUCGUUUACCUUAGAUAAAAAGAGUUUCUGAGGUUGUUCAGUAAAGCCCUGUUCCCACAUUCUUGAAUUUGGAUGUCGCACACACAAUCUGUCCCUCCAUUUGAUAGGUGUUCUGUGCACAAAUAUCACGCCAAUGGGGGGGGGGGUCAUGGGCAUGGAUCAGUAUUGCGAAUGGUGAAUAUGUAAAAUGUUAUCAUGAAAAAGGUAAUUUGUUGAAGGAAAUAAGCACUCUCUAAAAAGGAUACAGUUUGUCGUGUGACAAAGAGAGAAAACUAAGAAAUCAGUAGCAGGAAGAGACCUGAGAAUGGAGAGACUCUUUAUCAGAAAGUAGCAGCGGACGAGUUUUUCAAACUGAAUAUUGAGAGAAUAUUGAUUCCUGUUAUAAAAUUGACAUUCAUGUUCCAUGGACAAGUAUUAUAUAAAUUACUGAAUAGUGAGUUCUUUAAAGAGAUACAAAGUGACAUCAAACAACUGUUAAAGAUACGUAAGAUAUUAUGCAACCAAAACUUAUAAUUGUUGAAUAUUUGUAACAAGUGUAAAUAAUAUUAAUUAGGUAAAUGUUAAUAACUGAUAGAGUAUUGUUCAUAAUGUCUUCAGAUCCGUGCAACAUCCCGGUCACGACACGCAGGUAAGGAAUUCACUGUACCAUGCAUCACAUGACAAAGGAAACUACGCUUUGGGAAUAAAUUUUAAACUAUAUGGCACUUGAAUUCUGAGGAGUACUGAGACGUUAUGGGAAAUUCUGCAGCCACUCAAGCCACUACUUUCCCACUUGUACACUUGUACAUUGGUGUAUUUGGAUAUGACAAUAAACUGUCCCUGAAUUUUAGUUAAAAAGCAAAGAUCUGUCGGUUGGCAAGAAAGCAAUCUCGUAAAACUCAAAGAAUCUCUUCAGCAUUUCAUAUUCUCUUGAAGCAUGUAAUGAAAUGUGUUACUCUGAAGAACAGUAAAGAUUGUAUAAACACUGCAAUUUACAAUACAAUUCAGUAGUAAACAACAUAGUGUUUACUACUGAAUAGCAAUUAUACUGGUGAAGUCACGAAAGAAGACAAUAAUAGCACUCACAAGUGACGAGUUGGUUGAAUGCUAAGUUAGCCAUCGUAUAAAAUAAAUGAAUAAAUAAAAAAAAUGUUGGAUA